Messenger RNA from Rosa chinensis, 1400 nucleotides. RefSeq names its product 2-oxoglutarate-dependent dioxygenase 19. The record is from RefSeq and is a predicted model, not a curated record. The transcript has 4 exons. NCBI's taxonomy places the organism in Eukaryota, Viridiplantae, Streptophyta, Magnoliopsida, Rosales, Rosaceae. The coding region runs from base 101 to 1177 and encodes 358 amino acids.
CAUCCACCUCCAUAACAAAACUCAACUCCAUCUCUCUCUCUUUCUCUCUCUCUUGAUUGAUUGAUAUACUUGCUAGCUAUCUAGCUAAGCUCUCUUUCCCAUGGCUGCAGUUGCUCAGGCCUUAGAGACCCCCUCAUCUGUUACCAGCAUCAAAUCACUAGCCGAGUCCUCUGCUCUAAACUCUGUCCCUUCUGCCUAUGCCUUCAACAGAAACCCCAAUGAGGAAGCAGAUCCAAACGAUCCCGAAUUCGCAAUUCCAAUCAUCGAUAUGUCACUCCUCACAUCUGGUACUCCUGAACAACGCUCCCAAAUCAUCCAUGACCUCGUCAAAAUUUGUCAAGAAUGGGGCUUCUUCAUAGCAAUUAACCACGGAGUGCCAGAGAGCCUAAUGAAGGCCAUGAUUGACGCCUGUCACGGCUUCUUCAGUCUUCCAGACGAGGAGAAAAAGGAAUUCAAAUCAGGGAAUGAUGUGCUAGAAAUGUUCAAGUAUGGUACCAGCUAUAACCUGGCCUUGGAUAAGGUCCUUCUCUGGAGGGACUUCUUCAAGGUCAGAACACAUCCUGAGUUUUACUCCCUCUACAAACCGGCUACCUUCAGUGAGGUUUCAAUGGAGUUUGGCAAAAGAACAAGAGAAGUGGCACUAGAAAUCAUAAAAGCAAUAUCUGAAAGCCUGGGAUUGGAGCCGAAUUACAUAUACGAAAAGAUGAACAUGGACCGUGGCUUACAAUUGCUGGCCGGGAACUUCUAUCCUCCUUGCCCUCAGCCGGAACAGGCCAUUGGUAUACCACAUCACACCGAUCACGGUCUAGUCACACUCCUCAUCCAGAAUGAGAUGACCGGUCUCCAAGUCGAACACAACGGAAAAUGGCUCACCGUUAACGGCCCUGCCAAUGGGCUUUUUGUUAACCUUGCUGAUCAAAUGCAGAUUCUUACCAACGGUAAAUACAAGAGUGUGAUGCACAGGGCGACUGUGAACAACAAAGCAACGAGGAUAUCAAUAGCUAUACCACAUGGACCUUCUGUAGAUACAACUAUUGCUCCAGCUCCAGAGCUGUGUGAAAAAGAUGGCAAACCUCCCAAGUACCUUGCCAUGAACUACAAGGAGUACAUUCAGCUUCAGCAGAGCGGCAAGAACUACAUGAAGACCGGAUCCGCAUUCGAUCAAAUACUAGCCUAGAUCCAGAUCUGUUGCUUGCUUUGCUACUUCAAGCUAGGUUUCACUGGUUCCACCAUGAAACGCUUGCAGCUAGCCUAGAUCGAGAUCUAUCUGUUGCUUAAAUUUUUUUAGUUUGUCUUCUAUUUGCCUUUCAAUAAUUAUUCGGUCUUCAGUGCCAAUAUAGAGCAAGAGACCUGUUAUAUAUACCUCUUAUCUAUAUAUAAAUGCUAUCUUCCAAAAUUCA